Messenger RNA from Coturnix japonica (Japanese quail), 6103 nucleotides. RefSeq names its product DENN domain containing 11 (gene DENND11). Lineage: Eukaryota; Metazoa; Chordata; Aves; Galliformes; Phasianidae. Gene Ontology annotation, cellular component: cytoplasm. The record is from RefSeq and is a predicted model, not a curated record.
CCGCCGGCGGCCGGCGCUGCUGGGCUGUGCUGCGCUGUGCUGUGCGCGGCCAUGGUGGAGCGGGCGGACGAGGCGCCGCUGCUCUUCUGGGCCGAGGGCCCGGCUGUGUCUGCACCGCCGCCCGCUGUCGAGGCCGGUGGUGUCGGCGGGCGGCGGCUGGGAGGCGGCUGGAGCGCUGCGCCGUGGGGCUGCGAGGAGGAGGAGGAGGAGGCGGCGGGGCCGCCGCGGACGGAGGCGGAGGAGGACCAGAUUGUGGCCGUCUUCGUGGUCACCUUCGACCCCCGCACGGGCAACAUGGUGGAGUGGUGUUUACCUCAAGAUAUUGAUUUGGAAGGCGUGGAGUUCAAAUCCAUGGCAAGUGGGUCCCACAAAAUCCAGUCAGACUUCAUUUAUUUCCGGAAAGGUCUCUGUUUUGGCCUGGCCUGCUUUGCCAACAUGCCUGUGGAGAGUGAGUUAGAGCGUGGUGCCCGUAUGAAGUCUGUGGGGAUUCUGUCUCCUUCUUACACCCUGCUUUAUAGGUACAUGCACUUCCUGGAGAACCAGGUCAGACACCAGCUGGAGAUGCCAGGGCACUACUCCCAUCUGGAGGCAUUCUAUGAUGACAAGAAAGGUGUUCUCCCUGACAACAAGGGCACCACCACCUCCCAGCAGCCGGUUCACUGGCUGCCAUCCAUCCACAGAUACAUGUACCCUGAGAUGAAGAUCACACACCCUGCUGGCUGUAUGUCUCAGUUCAUCAAAUUCUUUGGUGAGCAGAUUCUUGUCCUCUGGAAGUUUGCCCUGCUGCGCAAGCGCAUAUUGAUAUUUUCACCGCCCCCAGUUGGAGUUGUCUGCUAUAGAGUGUACUGCUGCUGUUGCCUUGCCAACGUUUCUCUACCUGGUCUUGGAGGAACUGUCCCAGAAUCCAAACCAUUCUUCUAUGUGAAUGUGGCAGACAUAGAAAUGCUGGAGACAGAAGUAUCAUAUGUGGCCUGUACAACAGAAAAGAUCUUUGAGGAGAAACGGGAUCUCUAUGAUGUCUAUGUAGACAACCAGAAUGUGAAAACACAUCACGAGCAUCUGCAACCGCUCCUGAAAAUUAACAGUGCUGACAAGGAGAAAUACCGACGGCUUAAUGACCAGAGGCAGAUGUUAAUGUAUUCUCAAGAGGUGGGUGAGGACUGUAGCUCCUGUGAAGAGGAUCUUUUCAUCUUGUUUUUCAUGGAGCAGAACAACCGCAUAUUUCAGACACUGAUGGAGGUGUCGGCCAGCCAGGACAAGACCCUGACAGCUGACCACGCACGAGGCAUGGGCCUGGAUCCCCAGGGGGAUCGAAGUUUCCUUAUGGACCUACUGGAAGUGUAUGGCAUUGAUGUCAUGCUAGUCAUUGACAACCCCUGCUGCACUUAAACCAAGAGGAAGAGAAACGGGGAGCAAAGAUCACUUUUUAAAGACUAUCAGACAUUGCUUAGGAGUGUCAUUGGAACUCACCACGGCCACUGGAUGGAUUUCAUUUUAUUUAAUAACUUUAUGUGGAAAGUAUUUAUAAUUUAAAAGAAAAUGUGAUUCUAUUCUUAUCCCCUUGAUUUCCCUAAGGAGUACCCACUCCAGGUUUUUUGUUUCUUUGUUUUCACCUCCUAUUCUUUUUCACUUGUGUUUUUUGUUUUGUUUAGAUAGGACCAGUGGCAUCUCUGCACCAACCCUCAGUGGUGCCAGUGAGUUAGGUUUUGGCCUACUCUGGAUGCAUGAGGGCUGAAAAUUUCAGGAAAGCACUUUGUCUGAUGGGGACCAAUGUGAAAUGCUGCCGCUGAGCUCUCAUGACUUGACUGGAAAACCCUACUGUCAUUCCUUCUUCCACUUGACUGAAGAGAGCUUCAGCACAGGCUCUUACUGUACCGGUAUCAUAAAACAUCUCCUGUUCCACCAUGUUUACGGGUGAGGACAGUUAAAUGAUGAAGACUGGGAAUCCUUUAAAAAACUCCUCAUCCAGCUUUUAGCAGCUAAGUGGAAGAAAGACACCCUUCCUCAUCAAUAGCUGAAAUGAACUUGGGAUAAAGGGGUGCUAUAGGAUCGUAUGACUUUGCUUACCAGUGUGGUACUGUUUCAUUUCCAGCAUCCAAGGUACAAACAGUGUAAAAGACUGCACCUGCCUAUCUCACAGCUGGAAAAGAGCACUAUCUCUACUUCAUCCCUCCUUCCACUUCCUUUGGUUUUCAGUUGUAUUGAACCUGCUGCUUUGGCUUAAUAUCUUCAAACCAGCAAAAUAUCCUCACACUGAAAAGGGUCCAACACCACUGAGCCACCUUGCAGUUGCUAUGCUCUUCAGCCUCAGUUCAGAUGAUGCUGGGCAGGAUUACAUUGAAGAAGUCUGCCCUAACUACUGUAACUAGCUCUUCUUUUGCAGCAGACAGUACUUGCCACACCUUUGUUUCAACACUGUCUGCCUUUUCUCCUUUGUCAAGCAGCCUUCGGCAUUGCCUGUUCUGUCCUUGUCUUUCAAUAUGAGGCAGAGAACAGUAUGUGACUUUCCAUCUGGAAAGUCUUUAAGGCUUAAAGGAGGUUCUCUUGGAGGUUGGUGUUGCUAACUGGCUAGAAGCGAUGGCUAAGAGCAAGCCCUUUUCUACCUGGGUAGACCAGCAUUUUCUCAUUCUUUUGCUGGGGAAAGAGCAGGAUUCAGUUUAUACAGGGCCAGAGGUUUCCUCCAGAAAGUCUAUGCCUGUGAAGGGUAAUCCUUUUGCCAUGUAAAGUCCAAGAACGGAACAAUGGGUUAUAGGUGUGACAUAAUACUUUGUCCAAAAUCCUUUCGCCAGUAGUAGCGCCAGCUCUAAGCGAACUGUUCUUUCACGAACUACCAUUUUUGCUACUUAGUUGCUUCCUCUACCAUAAGAGACUUCAGCACUUUGGAGCCUUUAUGCAAACUGUAGCUGGAGUUACACAUUUACCAUUGCGUCGUAUACAAUGAGACAGCACCUGAACCUCUGAUGUCUCACCUGCUAAUUGUUCUUAAAACAUGUGAAGCAAGUGUUCCCCAAGUAGACCCCUUAUGGAUUGCAUCCCUCUGCAAGGAAGGAGGCUAUCUGCAGCAAAGGGGUAGUUUUGCUUGCUGUGGAUUCAGAAGUUUCAGUGAGGCGUGGGAUCAGAGGCCUCACGUUUAUUUAUUGCACAGUUCAUUGGUAUGAACUUAAGCGGAUUAUGUUCUCGUGAUCUGUUUCCAAACACUUGCUCCCCAUCUUGCUUUUCAGGACUCGGAAUGCUUUUCUACAGGGGAAAACACUGUUGCUUAUACUGCCAGUUUUCAUAGGUUUUCUUUUUUUCCCAAGGAAAGGUUUUGGUUUUAGAUUGACACCCAUGGUAUAAGAGUGAUUCACCACCUCUAUGCCUUCUAGCUUCCACUUCAGUUCUAACACGCCGUCUGCAGUGAAGACCUCGGGGGAAGGUCUGCUGUGACUUAAUUUCCUUCAUAUUAAAAACAGAACUGAAACUACUUUCCAACAAUUCUUUUCAUUUUCCGCGUGGCUUUACUGUGAUCAGCUGUUGAUGACUUUCUCUUCUCCUUGGUAUCACAAAUUCUUUUGCUGAACCAAACAGGAACAAACCUUUAACUUGUCAUGGAAGUUUCACAGCCUCAAAGUUUCCCUAACAAACUGCGUUGCAGCACCUUUUUCACAAGCUGUCAGAACAUCAGGGCUGUGAGACAGCAAGCAGAACCUCCUGACUUGAUCAUUUAACAUUUAUUUAACCUCUGCUUUUCAGAAAAUAGGUCUUCAGUUGUCAGCCAGAGCAUGUGCGCAGUAGCACCAAAGCAAGCAGAUUACUGUAGAAGUAACAUUCACCUUACAUCCCAGCUUGAUGGCUACAGUCUGUGUUGCUCUUGUAGUUUUGUUUCUCUACAGCCUUUCUUGGAAGGAAGUCAGAAGUAUCCAAAUAGAAAACGGAACAAAAAGACUUACUUGUCUAUCCUAAACCUUCCACAUGUGCUUUCUUUUUGCAAAUGAAUUCUUCAUCUGCAGUGUCUAUUCCUAAUACAACAGGUACUUGGUGUUGCCCACAGAAAAUCCUUGACAGAGCAGUAUGAAAUACAGAAGAAUGGCUAUAGCUUGUGCCACAAAGGCCUGUUUAGCAGGCUGGUUUUGUUUCCCAGCCUUUGAACCAAUUUCACUGAAUUCUAUCUGUUCAGGAGCUAACUCACUGUUUUACUUUGAAUUAAGUACAGACGUUUUAAAUCCCCUCCUUGGAAAUUAAUAGCUGCUUUUUUGAAUACUGGCAGCUGGAGGGGGAAGGGGGGUGCAGUUAUUUGGUAUAUUUAAAACUAAAAGAGGAAGAAAAGUAUGCCAUAAGGUAGGAUAUGAACAAGUACUGUAGGCCAUUCUUUUCCAGUUAAAGUCCUUUGCCUUUACAGUGGUGCCUUUAAUCUCUUGGUAUGAUGUCUCUGGUUGGUUGUGAGUGAUCAGAGGCCAGGUUAAAUAGUGAUUCUAGAAAUCAUGUCUACAUAGUGCCCCAGUAAAGCAGCUGGUAUAUUUCUUUCUCCUAUUGCCUUCCUAGUACAGCAAUUACAGGAAAGAGCAAGAGCUUCACAGUCACAUCUUUAGUUGCACUAGACAUGUGUAAUUAAGUAAUGAAUUAUUGUUAUUUUUAGUAUCUGGAGUAGAGGGUAAAGCUCAGAAGAGAAAUAAAUAUCAGGUUUUUAAAAUCUCAGCAGGUGAUAUACAGUGUUAGACAUUUAAAUCAUGAGAAAGUCUUGCUGCAAGUGUAGGGCAAGCAGCAUUGAGCCAAAUACAACUAAACACAAUAGUGGAUGCUAGGAGGGAGGCAUCUGACUGAAUUAGAUUUCAGAUUCAUCUUGGACACAUGCUAACACACUCUUUUCUAGCUCAAAUUAAGUAGUUACUUAAGCAGUUAGAGAUAAUGAUGACAUCUGUCAGAGGAGAUAAGCUCUCUUACCCAGCGUUCUGAAGGGCAAAAGGAAGUUCUAUCACCUUUUCAACAAAGUAGCUCUACCGUACAGGCUCACUGAAUAAAGCUGUGUUGCUAUGACACUUCCAUUUUAAGUGUUGAAGUUCAGUGACAAGAAGGGAGAAGUAGCUGCGGCCCUCGUGGGGCAAAGGACAGGCAUGCUUUGGAAGGGAGAAAGGGAGCGGUUUCUGAAACAGCAGGGCAAAAGUGCUCUGUCCUCUUGCGUUUACAUUGCAUGCUAACUACUGCAAAUUUUCUCAUCAUAGUUUUUUGGAGGGACUGGAAUGUAUUGCCAUCACGAAUGGCAUAAUGGCAGUGAACUGGGAUUUCAAAUCCUAAUUAAUGCAGCAUGCCAUUCAAAUGGAAAUGACUAAUUGUGAUGGUUAAAAUAAACAGGUGCCUUGGGCCAGUCCAUUAUUAGGUUGUUAUCCUUCAUUUUUAUUUAUGUUGCGGUAUUUUAAGCCCUUCUAGAAUGUACUGUAAAUUGAAGCCAGGAUAAAUGUUCUCACGGAGUGGGGCCCAGUGUUCUCCUCCUUCCUGUCUUGGGGUUCAUACAAAUAAAGUUGUUUAUCUUGCUGUCAGAUAGAAACAUAAGAACAGAGUCCUUUCUUCUACACUGUAGGUAGAAGGUUCAGCCUCCGCUUAUUUUAUGUUGUGAUUUCCUCACAUCUUUCCCUCUGAGUGUUGCAAUUCAGAUAUCUAGAACCACUUCAUACUGAGGGACCUCUCAAUUGUGAAGGAAGGGGGGGAAAAAGAAGGAACACUUGAAUGAUAUUUAUAUAAGCUAUUCAACUUGCAUUGAUAUAAGUACUUAAAUAUCAGCCCGUAUUUCAGACUGGCCUUGGUAUUUCAACAUCAGCACAGCAUUAUAAGCACCAGGUCUGAAAAGAGCUCUUGGUUACCCUUGAGCAAAGAAUCACACUGUGCAGAAGCCAUGUGUCUGGUAGUAGGUAAGGGAGUGAAUCAUUUUCCCCUUGAAAUGGUCCAGAUGAACCAGAAGCUGUAGGUAUCACUUAGCCCCUUUAAGCAGACUGGUUUUAGUCAUAAGAGCUCUGGUGUUAUUUGCAUCUCGCAGAUGUGUGGUUGUUCCCAUAGGCCUGUGGCUGUGUAGUAGAACUGCUUACUUACAUGUAGGUAUUUUUUAAAACAAUUAAAGCUUACCUUUUUGAAA